ACGCGACGUCCCAGAGUUCGCGGCCCGUCGUCAGUACGCCGUUCGCGCGCACGUUGCCAGCACCGGCAUCCGUCGAUCAAAGCGGUCGAAGACUCCCGUCAUCGCAGAAAACAAGUCUUCUGAUUUCCCACACCCGCAACGAGAGUCGCGAGUGCGUUUUUGUUUUCGCAAUUUGGCAAUUUUAUUCCCUCGCCAAAUAUUACUCGCUGACAAUUAUCGUCGAUAUUUUGUGACGUCGGUUUUUCGUUAUUUUUAAUUGUUCGUUCAACCCCUGCCGGCGACCAACCCUUCAGGAUUCUCAACCUUCCAUUGCAUCUUUACUCUGAACAAUUCAAAUUCCACGAUGCACGAGAGUCAGAUCGAUACGCGUAGAAAAAGGGUGAGAGAAGAAAGGGCGGUAUUAGAAAAACCGUAAUGACAAAAGCAAGUGGAACAAAAACAACGAACAUCAAUGAAUGAGAGGAAAAAAGAUGUUUCAAAGAAAUACGUCCUUUGCGGUGACGCCCAGGUUUAGCUUCUGCUGAAAAUGUGCCCUGUUGUCGAGUGGGCGUAACGAAGCGAAGCUCCACCGCCAUUUGUCACUGCAUCGCGUUUAUUACAAGAGAGGCACGUGUGCCUCAGCCACAUUUCAACCGCAUCAUUAAGGCGAGUCCCUCUUCCACAAGCGAUCCUCAUCGACGUCCAGCACCGGCUGAUCCUGAGAGGCGAGAAUUUUUCAUCCGUGAACAGCACCUACAGGCGCCUCUAGUAAUGACGUGAAAUAAUGCCCCAGGAAAUUUUCAAGUGGUCCAAAUAUGGAGGAGGCGGAAUGGCUGCUGGAGAACCUGAACUCGUCGAAGCGAUACGGGGCUUUCUCUCUUGAAGCGAAUGCCGGCUCUGCGGCAAUGAACGUGACCCUAAACGUAUCCAGCCUUAACCUUACGCAACAGGAAGAUGGGAUCAACAUAUACUAUUUUUACGAGAAAGAGCAGUUCGCCGUUAUGGGCGGUCUGUUCUUCGCAAUAGUGAUUGGAAACGGGGCUGUACUGGCGGCGCUGCUGCUGACCAGAAGCCGGAAGUCGAGAAUGAACCACUUCAUAAAGCAGCUGGCGAUCGCCGAUCUUCUCGUCGGUCUGAUAAACGUCGGCACGGACAUCGUGUGGCGUUCGACGGUCGACUGGCUGGCCGGAAACCUCGCCUGCAAGCUCAUCAAGUAUUUUCAGGCAGUCGUGACCUACAGCUCGACGUACGUCCUCGUCGCCCUGAGUAUAGACAGGUACGACGCCAUCGCACACCCAAUGAAUUUCACCGGAGGCUGGUUUCGAGCGAAGUGUCUGAUCGCCACAGCCUGGGUUCUCUCCUUCGUCUUCGCCACUCCGGUCGGAAUCCUUUUCAAGCAAGCAGUCGUCAACAACAAAGUUCAGUGCUGGAUCGAGAUGGAGGCAAAUCAAUGGCAAAUUUACAUAUCUUUGGUGAGCGUGACUCUCUUCAUCCUUCCGGCCGUCAUCAUCACGGCCUGCUACACGUGCAUAGUUUGCACAAUAUGGAACAAGAGUAAACAGAUCAUACCGAAAGUACAACGGCCUAAGAUAAACGGCCAUUUCGACGACGAAGAAGUCGCACGACGCGCGAGCAGUCGCGGUCUCAUUCCUCGUGCGAAGAUAAAAUCCGUCAAGAUGACUCUGGUCAUAGUUUUCGUAUUCAUCAUUUGCUGGUGCCCCUACAUAAUAUUCGACCUGCUACAAGUGUUCGAUCACAUACCGAGAACUCAGACCUCCAUCGCUGUCGCCACCUUCAUCCAAAGUCUGGCUCCCCUAAACUCCGCGGCGAACCCGAUAAUCUACUGCGUAUUCUCAUCCCACAUCUGCAGAAACCUGAGGUACUUGCUUAGAAAGCUGCCUCCAGUUCGAUGGAUCCUUGGUGGUCCACGUGUGGGUCGAAUGGGUCAAUCGAGGACUGACACGACGAGCCUGACGGAAGGAGUCCAAAGCACGCGGAUUCGUUCGGUCCAUUCGGUCCACGCUGCGCGUGCCUCGCACAGUUUGCGCACUUCGAACCACAAACUGUAAGGGAGAAAAGCUUCGAGGACGGCGCUUUCGGGCCAAUUGCUUGACGGCCUCGAUAGCUGUCUAGGUUAAAUAUCGCGAUCCUCGACGUUCGGGGUUCCGCUGCUGGGUAAAUGACGGCAAAAAAGUCGAGCAUGCGCCGAGGGAGAAUCGAGGAACUCGAAAGUAUUAAGUGGUAAGACACGUAAUUGACAGGUACGAGAGGUGAGAAGAACGAAAAACGGCGAGGAGUACAUAGGUGUUACAUACGUAUAAGUCGAGAUAUACAUCGGCUGGCGAAUGCACUGUUGUGCGGUAGCCAGUCGAGGUUAAACCGGGGAAAAGUUUUCGCUAUACAUUUAAACAUCUAUACCUAUACCUUAAUGUACCGUAUACAAUGAUAUCUUGAUGAUAAUGAUAGGGAUAACAUGGAUUGAUUUUUAUAUUAUCAUCAUCAUUAAUAUUGACCAUAUAUACGUAUAUUGUAAUGAAACUAUGAUCGUUAAAUGUAUAUUAUUCACUUGUUACAUGUUAUACGUACUUGAUGUAUGUACCUGUGUAACAACGCGGUUAAACCGAAGUAAGAGGAGAGACGUUGAUGUACGAUGAAAUCUCUGUUGAACAGUAUUACUAUAUAAAUAUUACAUAUUGAUCGACUAAUUGAUUAAUCGAUUACGUCGUAGGGCACACAAAAUUGACGACACUACACGGCAUACCUAUAGAUAUAUACAUAUAUAUACCUAUAUAAUAUGGCUUGUAUACUGAAUAUUCAAUUGUGUAUAUGUAUGAUUUAAUUGGAUAAGACAUGUUACUAUCUAAGAUUAAUAAGAUAAGAUGUAUUAUAAUAAGAUAUCAAAUCUGCGUACAUAUUUAUUUUCACUAUGUAUAUAAUAAAUGUAUAUCUUU
Neodiprion fabricii is the source of this 2930-nucleotide messenger RNA. Its product is annotated as cardioacceleratory peptide receptor-like. Gene Ontology annotation, biological process: G protein-coupled receptor signaling pathway. Gene Ontology annotation, cellular component: membrane. The coding region runs from base 795 to 2048 and encodes 417 amino acids. NCBI's taxonomy places the organism in Eukaryota, Metazoa, Arthropoda, Insecta, Hymenoptera, Diprionidae. The transcript is spliced from 11 exons. The record is from RefSeq and is a predicted model, not a curated record. Gene Ontology annotation, molecular function: vasopressin receptor activity.